This is a messenger RNA of Alternaria conjuncta, 1305 nucleotides long. RefSeq lists its product as uncharacterized. The transcript has 2 exons. Lineage: Eukaryota; Fungi; Ascomycota; Dothideomycetes; Pleosporales; Pleosporaceae. Bases 1 to 1305 code for a protein of 434 amino acids. The record is from RefSeq and is a predicted model, not a curated record.
AUGAGUGCGACACCCGGUACCACAGCCGGUGGCGCGACUCCCGCUACUGUCAGUGACGCAGAAUCAAGCGACAUGGCUGUCACCAGGAUCGCGAACACGCAAAAAGACACGGAAGCGGCGACUGCAACGGACAACGUUCCGCCGCCAGUCUCGCACCCAAUCGACCCGAAUGCGCCUUCAUUGUUGACUCUGCCCGGAGAAGUUCGCAACGCCAUCUACGAGGCACUCUUCAUUCACGAAUAUCCUAUUCAGAUCCAUGCGAAGAACAUCAAUCGACUCGGCUACCACUCCGGCUACCGCUCCGACAGUAUUAUCUCCGGAACUGCGCUCCUCCAGUCAUGUUGUCAAAUCCAGUAUGAGGCCACUGGUGUCUUGUACGCACGAAACGUGUUCCGUUUAGGGCUCCCCGAAGAUGCGGACCAGCGUAGUGGCACUAUUUGGGCUAUGGACUGGCUUCGCAUAAUUGGCAAACAGUCGUCUUCUCUUCGCGUCAUCCAGCUUGAUGUCAACAACUUGCUUGACGCCGACGAAACCUUAGAAGUCCUACCAAUACUGGAGUAUACCUGGAAGCUGGAACACAAGAAAAUGAACGUCCUAUUUGUGGCACCACUCGAAGUGCACAGUAGUAAAUCCUACUUCCAAAGCAAUCGGGAAUGGUCCGCCAGCCACAUGGCUAGGAUUAACAAAAGCUUGAGUACGCUCACCGCUGAUCCCUCGAACCUUCUUAGGAAGUAUUGGAAUUCUAAAAUGCUGUUGAGGGUCGGACUCGAUACAGAUGAAUCGGAAGUAUACGUUUCAUACCGCCAUAAUGACUCUGGUGGUGGUAACUGGAUGACGAAAGGCCGCAUGUCAAUCAGCGAUGAAGGCGAGCUGCGUGUGAUCCCGCCGAACAGGAACACAGAGUUUUGCGACCUCAUGAGUAUAUACUCCGUUAGGAAGAGGCUUUUCGAUUUGUUCCAGCCCCCAGGAGUUGAACUAACCUUCGACUUGGCGCACCAGACUACAAACAGCAACCUUAGAAGCCUAGCUGGGGUGAAUCGUUGGUUACGUCACGAAGCCAUCUCAGAAGUCUGCGAUGUCAAUUCAACCUUCAACUCAGCAACUUCGACGCCGAAAUACAACUUUGCGACCGAGCUGGAGAGAUUCACAGCCAUCCGGCUACGGGGUCGCCCACGCUACUUUCAUCUGUAUUUCGACCUACCGAAGCACUCUACUCUUGAAGAUGUUCGGUUCGAUGCACUGCUACUUUUAUCUGCGAUGGAUUCGGUCAACCGCAAAGUCCAUUUAGAGAUCGAGACCAACUAA